This is a messenger RNA of Ooceraea biroi (clonal raider ant), 2292 nucleotides long. RefSeq names its product metabotropic glutamate receptor 4. Gene Ontology annotation, cellular component: membrane. Gene Ontology annotation, molecular function: G protein-coupled receptor activity. The record is from RefSeq and is a predicted model, not a curated record. NCBI's taxonomy places the organism in Eukaryota, Metazoa, Arthropoda, Insecta, Hymenoptera, Formicidae. Gene Ontology annotation, biological process: G protein-coupled receptor signaling pathway.
GAAGUCGCCGGGGUCAUGAGAGCGGUGAGACGGUGCAACGCGACCGGCUUUUCCUGGAUCGGCAGCGAUGGAUGGAGCGCGAGGGGAUUAGUGAGCAACGAUAACGAGCCGGAAGUCGAGGGCACUCUGUCGGUCCAGCCGCAGGCGAACCCGGUUAAGGGCUUCGAAGAGUACUUCCUCAACUUGACCGUCGAGAACAAUCGGAGGAACCCGUGGUUCGUCGAAUUCUGGGAGGACCACUUCAAGUGUCGAUAUCCGAACUCUUCCCGGACGCCGUACAACAAAAAAUACACGAAACCCUGCACGACGAAGCAACGCCUCACGAAGCAGGACACGGCCUUCGAGGACCAACUGCAGUUCGUGUCCGACGCGGUAAUGGCAUUCGCUUACGCUUUCCGGGAUAUGCACCAGGACCUUUGCCACGGGAAGGCGGGACUGUGCGACGCCAUGAAACCGACCAAGGGAACCAAGCUGCUGCAGUAUCUGCGCAAGGUGGAUUUUGAGGGUCUGAGCGGCGACAAGUUCAAGUUCGACAAGAACGGCGACGGACCCGCUCGAUACAACAUCAUCCACUUCAAGCAGAUCAGCGCGAAAAAGUAUAAGUGGGUGCGUGUCGGCAAAUAUCUCGAAGGCGAGCUGCGACUGAAUAUGUCAGAAAUUCAAUUUAAGCUCGGGCAUCCGCAACCACCCGAGAGCGUGUGCUCUCUGCCCUGCGAGCUCGGUCAAGCGAAGAAAUACGUCGAGGGUGAGAGAUGCUGCUGGCACUGCUUUAAUUGCACUCAAUAUCAGAUACGACAUCCCAAGGAUGAAACCCAAUGCAUUCAGUGCCGUCGUGGCACGCUACCCGACGAAACUCACUCGACGUGCCGCGACAUCCCGGAAGAGUUUUUACGCCCGGAAAGCGGAUGGGCGAUAGGUGCGAUGUCUUUGUCCGCCUCGGGGAUUCUGGUGACGUUAUUUGUCUGCGGCGUUUUCCUCAGACACAACGACACCCCUGUCGUGCGUGCCUCCGGACGAGAACUGUCCUACGUACUCCUCCUGGGGAUUCUGCUCUGUUACCUCGUCACGUUCACCCUGGUGCUCAAACCCACGAACGUUGUCUGCAGUAUUCAGAGAUUCGCCGCGGGCUUCUGCUUCACUGUGGUAUACGCGGCUCUGCUGACGAAGACCAACCGCAUCUCGAGGAUCUUUCGCGCCGGCAGCGCGAAGAGGCCAUCCUUCAUAUCGCCGCGGUCGCAGCUCAUCAUCUGCUGCGGAUUGAUAUUCGUCCAGAUUCUAAUUAACGCGAUCUGGAUGAUCAUCGAUCCCGCACGAGCGAUGCAUCACUACCCCAUGAUGGAGGACAACCUGCUCGUCUGCAACAACUACAUCGAUGCUAGCUACAUGAUCGCGUUCGCGUUUCCCACGGUACUGAUCGUCGUAUGCACCGUCUACGCCAUCCUCACGAGAAAGAUUCCGGAAGCCUUCAACGAGAGUAAACACAUCGGUUUGACAAUGUACACGACGUGUGUCAUAUGGUGCGCCUUCGUACCUCUGUACUACGGCACCGGCAGCAACAUUGCGCUGAGGAUUACCUCGAUGUCGGUAACCAUCAGUCUUUCCGCGUCUGUGACGCUGAUCUGCCUCUUCAGUCCGAAGCUGUACAUCAUCUUAAUUCGACCCGAGAGAAACGUGCGCCCCACCGUGAGAGCAGGAAGGCCCAACCAGACGAGAAGCUCGGCGAUAACUGCCACGAACGCAUCUAUGAUGGGACCGGUAACAGCGACGACAGUUCUGACAGCCGCAACUUGCGAUCAGAAUAAAGCCCUCAAUAAACAUAUCGCGUCCACCAUAGACUGCUCUACUCAGAGCGAAUGCUACGAAUUGGAGCUGAAGGAUCAGAAGAACGGGAAACCGCCGGCAACGUGCACCUCGCGAUCGACGCAAACGACUAACAAGGACGAGGAGCACCACGUGGUGACGAGCAACAAGGAAUCGCCGGACGUGAUCGCAUCCGCGAGCAACAAGGAAUCGAAAAGCAACACGACGACGACGACGACGACGACGGCGCCGACGAAACGGCUCAACAGUAACGCGAGGAUAGGCAACGGGCCGCUUUCCCAGAGCGACGUUUCCUUAUAGCGGAAGACGGAACUGCCCAGAACGGAAUCCCCCGUGUUAGCCGUUAGUCUAAAACCGAUUUCAAAGAAACCCGUCAUCGUCUGAUCCACCCUAUUGUAUUGGGUUGUUCGGAAAGUAAUUUCGUUUUUCACAAAGAGAUGUCGUUAGUCGCGUUCCUCGAUACUUAACCUU